AUGGUUGGAACAGAACAACUCGUAGCUGAGGCUGUCGCGGACGAGUUCCCCCCACAGCUGGGGCGAGGAGACCACUCGUGUGCCUGUCAGGACGCGCUCGCUUCCUUGCCAUCUCAGGCGGCAUGUGACCUCGCCGAAGAUUUGUCUCCCUUUAACGAGCCUGACUCAGACCACGACACGUUCGCAUGCGGAGUAACGAGCGGCGGAGGCGACCUGCAGCGUCUAUUUUCCGCUCUUCCUCUCUCUCUCGACCGCUACCUGUUAUGGAAUUCUCUGCUCCCGCCUGAGGCUUCCUUUCCCUCGGAUACGUCCCCUGACGCGAACGCGGCUGUGGUGGAAGAGCACCGGCGGGAGCUCGCGCAUGCAGUGAAGCAAGCGCAGACGCUGCAGGACGCGAACGGUCAUUUGGCUGCAGAAAUUGGGCGUCUUCAACAACAGCUUGCCAUCUCCGUGCAAGAGAAGGAAGCUCUGAGUCAGCAGAUCCGCGACCGGCAGGCUUCGUCGUCGCAUGCCUCGUCUCUUCCUCUGCGCCGCUCGUCUUCUCCCUCGCGGGCCUCGGCCUCAAGGGAGAACCCGAAACUCGCCCCUUCCUCUACGUCGACAGUUGCUGCAUCCGCUGUUGGCGCUGGCGGCUUCUCGUCGAGUCGCCAACUCCUGCAAACUCGACGCGAGCGAGGCCUCCUCAGUCCUGACGACGAAGCCGCGCUGCAUGCACUGGAAGAGGAGCAGAGAAAACAAAGGAGUGCUGGGAGUCGACGACAGGGCGAUUUCUGGUGUCAGUCCGACGGGCGGAGCGACGAGUCCUCUCAACAGGGUGGAGAGACACUGCCUCCCGGCAUGGAUGAAUAUCAAGCGCUCUUGGCGGGGGGGGACAUUCGCCCCGACAUCAUUCAGUGGGUUCUCAGCAUGCGCAUUGCGCGCUCGCCUCUCCAUUCAGGCGAACUCGCUCUGCCCCGCACGGGACUGAACAUCAGUGAAAUUGCAGGCCUCCAUCGCGUCAAGAAGCUUCUUACGGACAAAAUUAUCAAUCCGAUUCUCCGGCCUGAACUGCACGUCGGUCUCCACCAGGCGCCUCGUGGAAUUUUGCUUUUCGGCCCUCCAGGCACUGGAAAAACCACUCUCGCCAAGUGGAUGGCAGCCAGUUCCGGUGCAAGCUUCUUUGAGGUGACGCCCUCGUCUAUAAUUAGCAAAUUCCAUGGAGAAACCGAAACGCUCAUCAAGGCUCUCUUCAAAGUGGCCGAGGCCGAUAGUCCGUCUCUUGUCUUCAUCGACGAAAUCGAUUCUCUACUAGGCAAGCGCAGAGAGAAAGAAGACGACACAAGCAUCCGAAUGAAGAACCAGCUCUUGCAGAUGAUGGAUGGAGUGAGCAGCUGCUCAGGAGACAAAGUUCUCGUUGUUGUCGGGGCAACAAACCGACCCGACAUGCUCGACGAGGCGGCCAUCCGUCGUCUGUCAAAGCGCGUUCUCGUUCCGCUUCCUGACUUCGACGCACGUCAGGUGCUCAUCCGCAAUGUGCUGGAGAAGCAGUCGACUGGUGGCUGCACUCUCUCAGACAAGGAGCUAGGAGACCUGUCCUCCCGCCUGGAGAAAUGGAGCGGCAGCGACAUCCGCAGUCUUUGCGUCUCCGCCUCGGAGCGAAGCUACGACGAAACCGUCGCCAAGUUCGGAGGCAUUCAGAACGUCCCCAGUCGAGCUGCCUUCCGUCCAAUCUCCUUCGCUGAUUUCCUUGCUGCUCUGGAAGAGGUUCGGCCAUCGUGCACGUCGGAAGAAAGUCUGAAGUUCUUCGAUGAAUGGGCGAAGGCUCACGGAGCUCUCUGA
Neospora caninum is the source of this 1818-nucleotide messenger RNA. Its product is annotated as ATPase, AAA family protein, related. The transcript is spliced from 16 exons. Gene Ontology annotation, molecular function: ATP hydrolysis activity; ATP binding. NCBI's taxonomy places the organism in Eukaryota, Apicomplexa, Conoidasida, Eucoccidiorida, Sarcocystidae. Bases 1 to 1818 code for a protein of 605 amino acids. The record is from RefSeq and is a predicted model, not a curated record.